CCACACAUUUCCAUUCAUUUCAAUUCCCAUUUCGGCUCUAGCAACACCUUUUCCUCGCUCGCUCGAUUUUGUGUGUAGACUCAUUGUCUAUCUGGGAAAUCCACAUCAACUACUUCGAAAUCCAAAAAUGUGCGGUGGCUGGGCCUGUUGUUCAUAUGGACUUGCCUGUUGCAAUCCUCCGCUAUCGACGCUGCGUUAUACAGGACGUAACUUCACACCAACACCUUGUGGACCCUACGACAACUGUUCGCCCUGUUGCGGUGGCUCUUGCGGCGGUGGCGGUUGUUGCUGAUGACGUACAAUUAACUACCUGGAAUGCCUAAGAUAAGGGAAUGAAGUUGCUACAGAAACGAGUGGCUGAGAGAUGUGUGUUAAAUUAAUAGUCCCAACUAUUAUUCAGUCUUCCUUUGGUCGUUGUCAGCUGAUGAGUUUCAGCAAAAUAUUUUAUUCACUAUUUACAGGGAUUUUAUCAUUUUAUUUGCACUUAUGUGCGGGGCUGAGCUUAUCCUUCUAUAAUUCAUUGUCUACGCUAAGGUUUAUCGGAGAUAAUAAACAGGCACGGUGUGGACCCGAUGAUCCUUCGAUGUAUGCUCUGAAUCUGGUAGUCCCUGGGGAAAAAUAUAAUUCGUGAUAUGAAUGACUGUGAGUGAAAGAUGUCUUGAGCAAAGCAUCUGACUCAUGGAGACAUGAUCUAACAAAUUUCACGAUGCUGACAAUUGACUCGAAUAUUUAACAUGAAAUUUUACAGAAUCCAGUUUUCCAAAAUUUGAAAUAUUUCAAUAAAAAUAAACCCGUUUAUUCCUUCCACCCAA
Drosophila willistoni is the source of this 812-nucleotide messenger RNA. RefSeq names its product male-specific sperm protein Mst84Dc. NCBI's taxonomy places the organism in Eukaryota, Metazoa, Arthropoda, Insecta, Diptera, Drosophilidae. The record is from RefSeq and is a predicted model, not a curated record. The transcript has 3 exons. Bases 128 to 292 code for a protein of 54 amino acids.